AUGGAGGGAAGCAGCGGCGAAGGCAGCACCUCUCCGUCGGCGGACAGGAACUCACCACCCUCGCUUCAGCACUCGCCAAACCCCGACUCAAGCGGCAUGGGGGUCGGUGACUGUGGAGCUUUGUCUUACGCCACCCAGCCGCCCAUGGUCAGUCUCAGCCCCAAACACCAACAGCCACCUGUGAGCAGCAACAACGGCAUCGUGGUCUCGAGUCCGGGCUACGUUGGUCAGCAGCCCCGGACGUCUUCAGCCAGUCCGCCCCAAAUCCUCUCCAAACCCUAUACGCCGCCCAUGUCGUCGGCCGCCCUUUCCAUGAAAUCCCCUCUGGAACACCUGCCGGCCCACAUGGGCAUGCUGGCCAUGAGAAACGGCGGGGUGCCCCACCCUCACUACCUGGGAGGACCCCCAGGGCGCGGGGCGCAUAUCCAGCCGCCCCUCAGCCCCCCUGGACUCACAACAGACGCGACCGCCAAUGACUGUCGUCUCAUUGACUACCGGGGCGCCAAAGUAGCCGCUUUCUUAGUCAACGGCGAUUACUUACUUUGUUUACCACAAGCUUUCGAACUCUUCUUGAAGCACCUUGUGGGAGGACUGCACACUGUCUACACAAAACUCAAACGCCUCGACAUUACGCCAAUUGUAUGCAACGUUGAACAGGUGCGCAUUCUAAGAGGCCUUGGAGCUAUCCAGCCCGGAGUCAACAGAUGUAAGCUCCUCUCUUGCAAAGACUUUGACACCCUCUACAAAGAUUGCACCACGGCAAGGUAA
This is a messenger RNA of Uloborus diversus, 768 nucleotides long. Its product is annotated as dachshund homolog 2-like. The record is from RefSeq and is a predicted model, not a curated record. The transcript has a single exon. NCBI's taxonomy places the organism in Eukaryota, Metazoa, Arthropoda, Arachnida, Araneae, Uloboridae. Bases 1 to 768 code for a protein of 255 amino acids.